Messenger RNA from Sugiyamaella lignohabitans, 1959 nucleotides. RefSeq lists its product as uncharacterized. The record is from RefSeq and is a predicted model, not a curated record. The transcript has a single exon. NCBI's taxonomy places the organism in Eukaryota, Fungi, Ascomycota, Dipodascomycetes, Dipodascales, Trichomonascaceae. The coding region runs from base 1 to 1959 and encodes 652 amino acids.
AUGAUGCUGGCUGCACUGUAUGGGGUGAAUGUGGUGAUGAAGCUGACGCCGGUGCUGAUUCCGGCGUCGGUCAUUUGUAUGUUGAUUUUGUUUAUUGGGCUGCUGGUAUUGGAGCAGGUGAUUGGCACGAGGAAGACGUCGAGGGUUUUGGCGGUGGUGAAUAUUCCAGCCGGGUUUGCUCUGAAAUGGAUUAAUGUGUGUUUCACGUCGCCGUUUAUCCUGCUGCCGCUGGCUCAGCGAGUAUCGGCAGCUGAAGCGUUUGAGAUUGGUGGAAUGUUCUUGUUUGGGUAUCUGGUGAUGAUGGCGUUGUAUGGAUAUUUUGCAUGGGGACUACAGAAAGUGAGUGGUGGUCGGAGGAGAGUCGAGUACGACAGUGUUGGGUCGGGUGGUGUUUCGUUAGAGCUUGAAAGGAAUGAUAUGGUGAGAGAUAGAUUGAUUGGAGGCGACAGUCACAGCAUUGCGAGUAGUGGUAUUGUUGGUUCUGGUCUGGCGAGUUCUGGAGUUGUGAGUUCUGGUUUGACAGGUGCCGGGGUGACUAGUUCAGGUGUCAGAGGCAGUGGUAUUCGGGGUGCUGGAGUUGAGCCAGUUGCUAAUUCUACUGCUGUUAACGGUGGUAUUGUGAGAGAGAACGACGACGACGAUGAUGAGGCUGGAUCUGUUGAUUCCAGAGGAUACGGUAAAGACGAAGGGGAAGAGUAUGUGAUAGUUGAAGAAACCGAUGCUGCUAUUACGAAUCCGACAAAUUCCGGUGCUAAUUCUGGUGCUGGUGCCAAUGCUCUUGCGAAUCCUUGUGCUAAAUCUGGUGCCAAUACUGCUACUAGUAUCAGGUCAGUAUCGAGUUCAGGCAUCACUGGUUCGGUUGUUGAUAACGCUCUGCUGGACCUGGAGACUCCACCACCUCCUGAACCAGUGGCACCCAUUACUAGGAUGAGCAUGGCUGUACCGACAACUUCACCUGCUGACCACGAGCUCAAUCGAGUUCGACAGCGUCAACAACCACCUCCUCCCACUUACACCACUGUUAUAGCCAAUUGGAUAGUCACCAAUUUCGACUGGCUCGUCUACUCCACGCUGUUAGUAGCUGGAUUAGCUGUAUACUAUACGAUUAGCUACGGACUAUUUCUAGAUCUGGGUGUUAUAGUGCUGUCAUAUCGAGCAGGACUGCUGAUUCCUGCUAGAUACAGGCUGAUUAUCCAUCCGAUUCUAGUGUGUAGCGGUAUCAGCAUAUUUGUUAUAUUUGUCACUGGUCGGAUAAACAACGAGACCCUGGAUUACCGACUGGACAGGUUUAAAACCGGUAGAAACUAUCUCACUCUGUUCAACGGGUUUCCUAGCACCAUCAGCGUUUCAUCAGCUGGCUCAACACCUGCUUCUGUUAUUGAAUCCACACCAGUAAUUCCUGGAGCUGGUGAUAUUCUAUCAACGCUUCUUGAUGUGAGCAUUGUAGCCCUGGCAGUGCCCAUGUACCAGUAUCGAAGCGAUCUGAAGCGGCAUUUUGUUGUUCUCAUUGCCUCAUCACUUCUCGCCAGUCUGACCUCUUUCUUCAUAUACCCGCCACUCUGUUACGCAGUCGGUAUUUCGCAGACGAGAUCACUAGCAUUCAUAGCCCGCAGCGUGACUCUGGCCCUGGCACUUCCCGUAGUCGAAGCUGUAGGAGGCUCCACCUCUCUAGUCGCCGUUGUAACGAUCCUGUCGGGUAUUUUCGGCGUUCUGUUCGGCAACCUGCUCAUGGGCCACCGAGUCCUGCGGUUCCGGCUCGACGACUACGUGACCCGCGGUAUCAUCAUGGGCCUCUGUUCAGGCGCCAUCGGCUCGGUCCACCUCCUCAACAUCGACCCCCGGUCCAGUGCCAUCGCCAGCCUCAGCUUCUUCCUCUACGGCAUCAUCCUCAUCAUCCUAGCCGUCAUCCCGCCCAUCGCCAACAUCGUCCGCGACUGGGUCGGCCUGCCCGCUCUCUAA